CAAAUAAUGCGUUUUGUUUUCACUUCUCAUUUCCCGGAAAAUGCAGUUAUUUUACAGUACUCACCAACAACUCGAACGCGGUCGACUGUAGCACUACCGUAACCUGGGAUAAUAGCAGCACACGAAGUGAAUAUGGUAAAAACGAUGAAGCCCAAACUGUUGCUGCUAAAAUACAGCAUAAUUCAGUGCGGCAGAAAACACUGCUAUGGCCAGGUGGUCGAAUACCGUAUACGAUUUCACCGUCUUACAGUGAAUCCAGUCGAUCAAUUAUCCAAGAAGCGUUUGAGGAAUAUAUGCGCCAGACAUGCAUUCGUGGCAGACAAGCAGUUAGUUUGGGCGACGGCUGUUUAAGAAAAGGCAUUGCAAUACAUGAAUUAAUGCAUGUUCUCGGAUUCUUUCAUGAACAAAGUCGUGCAGAUCGUGAUUCUUACGUUGAUAUUCACUGGGAAAACGUGGAUCCGACACUCGUUGAUCAAUUUGAUAAGUACUCGACGACAAUAAUUGAUGAAUUAGGUGCACCAUAUGAUUAUGCUUCUGUAAUGCAUUAUGCGCCAACAGCAUUCUCCAAAAAUGGGCAACCAACAAUCACUCCGAAAGCGGGAAACAAAGGACCUUCGCCGGAAGCAGCGGAACCAUUUUCUACCAAAAUAUGCUCUACUGUAGCAAUAUCAACAACAACAGCAGCAAAAGUAGCGAAAACAACAGCAGCUGCUCCUUCAGUAAGCUCUAUUCCAGUCAUAUCACCAGCAACAACACCAUCAGCUGCUCCUUCAAUAACUUCUACUGCAGCUGCAUCUUCAAAAACACUGGAACCAUUUUCUUUCAUAACAAGCAGCGCUGCAGCAGUAGUACCAUCAACAGUACCAGUUUCUUCCUCAGUAAGCCCUACCCGACCAGGGCCAGCAACAACAACAACAACAGAGACAGCAACAACGGCGCCUAUUUCCGUGAAAACAGACUUUAAUGCAACAGUAUCAACAACAAGCCCAGUAAAUGUAGCAGUAUCAGUUGCUCCUCCAAUAAGCUCUUCUCUAGCUCCAGCAGUAACAACAACGCCAUCAGUUUCUUCUACAAGUUCUACUGCAGCAGCAGUGACAGCAACAGCAUCGGCACCACAUACCUCUAAAAUAAAUUCUACAGUAGCAGCACCAACAGCAACAGCAAGAACGGAAUUAGCUUCUUCUCCAGCAAGCUCUACAGCAGCAACAACAACAGCAGUACCAACAACGACAUCAGCUAGCGCUGCAUCAGUUUCAUCUCCAAUAAGCACUGCAGCAACAAUGGCAACAAUAACAACAACCACGGCACCAUCUUCUAAAAGAAGUUCAGCAGAUCCGGUGACUCUGAUCGCUACAAGCACGCAAGCAUCAACAAAAGCUGGUUCUGGAUCUGCAGUAGAAUUGAACUCACUGACCUCACCGGUACUGUCGUCAGUUGCCGUGACUGAUUUGAGCGAUUUGCUAAAUUUACUUGCAACAUCGUCGUCGUCGUCUACUGCUGCCUUCGAAGAAACUAGAGCCACACCAGAAGCUUCUGCUAUCACACCCGUUGCAGGUUUGUUUUAGAA
Messenger RNA from Gongylonema pulchrum, 1567 nucleotides. The record is from the annotation of a GenBank genome assembly. Lineage: Eukaryota; Metazoa; Nematoda; Chromadorea; Rhabditida; Gongylonematidae.